GGUCACAAAACUAUUGAAGCUAACCAAGUCCAGUCAACUGGACUGAACAACGAAUCAACGGAAAACAACCAACAUAAGAUUAAUUGCGUAUCAAUUACAAGGACUACCCCGGUAGAUCGUGAGGUAAAAUAUGUCCCUGAAAUGAAUUUCAAAGGUAAUACAAUAGUAAGUGAUGCACAUGUUUUCACGCCUGAGGGAUUCCACUCAAAGCCGGACAUCAUAGAUUUCGUUGACGCGCCAGCAUUUACUUUUGUCAAUGAAAUGGAAUGUGUAAAAGUCAACAAAGACUCAACACUUAAAACGUGUAAUAAGGUCUUUAGGCACCCGGCGUCACUCGAAGCACACGAUAAUGGUCUUCCUAUCGUAAUUUCAAAAUUCCUUAACCACAAUGAAAAUUACGAGUCACCUCUAAACGAAUCGAUUAUUGUUAAUGAAGAUAAACAAUCAUUUUUUGCUUCUGUAAACACUGAUCUCGCCGAACAAUUUCGAUUAUCAAAUAAUCCGGGUGUGCGUAAAUUGAAGGAAAUGAAAACCAUAGGCAUGCUUACGGUUCCAUCAACUGUCGAGUUUUUGCAACAAAUCGCUGAAGAAGAAGAGUUAAUAUUGGAUUAUGAAAUUGUCGAAUGUUGCCAAUUAACGAUUAGAAAAGAUUUUAUGGGUGUUCAACUUACAAUAAAUUAUUGUGCACUAACGGUUGUUGGCUUCGGUGAAACGAUACUUGAAAGUCAAGAAGAGGCGGCUUACGAGUGCUUGACUCGCUUCAAAUUGAUUCUAGAAUAUUAAAGUACAACCAAAGCAGUAGAUGUCUUUAUGUUGAACGAGAGAAUGAAACAAAAUUUCAAAAGUCCACCGACCGUCUGUGUUCGGAUCACUCUGUUCAACAAAAACACUCGAUAGCAUUUAAAAUUGUCAGCGUCAAAACCGUUCAAAAACAGUAGAAAUUGAAAAUAUUUCUCAACACAUUAUGUAAUGUACCUAAUUAUUCAACCCACUUCGGGUAGAAUAUCUCUUUCCUUAUGUACAUUUUGUAAUACAAUCAAUCGUUAAAAAACUCUGUGUAAAUUAUUAAAUAAAACGACAAUGAAUGUUUAUAAUUAUUCGAAAGCUAUAUAACGUAAUCGUAAAAAAUAAUCGUACGAAGCGAUCGAUACAAAGUCAAUAUAACUGCGACCAAUCGUAGAGACCUAUCGAAUUCGUAUGCACCCGAUGACUUUAAACUUAAUGCUCGGAGCGGUGGGUGGGGGAACAUCACCGCGAGACACUUCCGGGUUCGCCGGUGAUGCUAAACGACGAAGACGACCGUUCGGUGGUGACUUUGACGACGUUAUCACGGACGGCCGAUUGGUUAGCGGUGCAGGCCGAUUUCUCGUGCUCGAGAUUAUGUUUUCAGAUUGCUUCUCUUGGACUGCGUUCAACGAUCGCAGCGGAGUAGUUCGCUAGUCGUCGUUACCCCCUUGGACACCCCCGUCCGGGUCUACGGACGCGAUUUAUGUGUACGCGCGGGGGAUGACGAAAAAAUGGCUCACGCUUCCGAGCUGCUCGAGAGCGAACCGACACAACCCUUCUUCUCUUCUCAGAGCGCGUACAGCACUUUCUGGCACGUUGCCCCGUAUGUAAAUUCUAAUAACGCUGUCACCCAUCGUCUAAACCUCUUUUUGUAGUCCGCGAACAUAUUACAUUACAUAUUCACCAUAUUAUUAUUAUUAUUAUUGUUAUUAUUGUGCGAUAGGGAAUAUCCGAAUGCGUAUUACGCGUGCAAAGACCGACCGUUUUUAUUCGUUUUUAUUUU
Molecule: messenger RNA, 1789 nt
Organism: Sipha flava (yellow sugarcane aphid)
Lineage: Eukaryota; Metazoa; Arthropoda; Insecta; Hemiptera; Aphididae
Exons: 4
Coding region: 142-783 (213 amino acids)
Source: RefSeq, a predicted model, not a curated record